ACACACACAAUACAUAUACACACAGCAAUUUCCCAGUGAGGUAGGUCCCCCAGCAUUCCCCCACAAUGUGCUGUCACAGCCCUCCCACUCCUGCAACUUGUGUGAGUGUUUCUCUGACAUUCCUGUGCAGAGCGGAGAGGUGGUGAGCUCGGCUGCAGGGAGACAGAACUACAAAUCCAACUCAGAAAACCUCAUUAGGAAAAGCUGGGAUUUUCUCAGAGGGAGAAGAAGAGGUUGCAGCUCGUCCAUCACGCCUCAUUGUGAACUUUUCUGAGCGGAGGGAACUCCAGUUUGGGGGGAAAACUUGCCUACAAGUCAGCUGGGAAGUGUUACAUUUUUCUAACAAGGGAUUUCUAGAAAAGCAUCCUCUUGUUUCCAGUCACAGUUUCCUCCCGUUCUUCUCCUCUCCAUCUCCCUCCCAGGAGGCAAAUUCCAAACUUUGGACUGCCAACUUUUAGCGUUUGGGAAUACUUUGGAGAGGCAAAAAAAUCAGGACAAGGGCAUAUUGUUGCAUACGGAGAGAUCCUGGCUCCUGUAAAGAUGGCUGACGUGGUGCAGCCGGACCCGAACAGUCUACAGCUACCCGGUGAUAAUUUAUCAGCCCCUUCGUCGCCUGCCACAGCUAGAAAUGACUGCAGCAUCACCCCCCUCACACCCUCACCCUCACCGAGGGUGGAGGUCCGACCUAGGAUGUCCUGUCCGUUCUCAGUUGUCGUUGCGAUAGACUUUGGGACGACAUCCAGUGGCUAUGCGUUCAGCUUCACGCAGGACUCAGAAGCCAUACACAUGAUGAAGCGCUGGGAGGGCGGCGACCCUGGAGUGGCCAAUCAGAAGAGCCCGACGUGUCUGCUGCUGACUCCUGAUUUGCGGUUCCACAGCUUUGGGUUUGCAGCACGGGACUUCUACCACGACCUGGACCCAGAGGAGGCCCGUCACUGGCUCUACUUUGAUAAGUUCAAGAUGAAGAUCCACAGCACAAGUGACCUCACCAUGGAGACGGAGCUGGAGGCAGUCAAUGGUCGGCGGGUUAGGGCCAUCGAGGUGUUUGCUCACGCCCUGCAUUUCUUCAGGGAACACGCUCUAAAGGAAGUGAAGGAUCAGUCGUCAUCAGUGCUGGAGGGAGAGGAGAUCAGAUGGGUAAUCACUGUCCCUGCUGUGUGGAGACAACCUGCCAAACAGUUCAUGAGAGAGGCUGCGUACCUGGCUGGUCUGGUGUCUCCCGACUGUCCCGAGCAGCUCCUCAUCGCUCUGGAACCAGAAGCUGCGUCCAUUUACUGCCGCAAGCUCCGCCUCCAUCAGGUGAUCGACCUGAGCUUGCAACCAAUCACAAAUGGCCUCGAUCUGGAGGGGUCCAGGCCCUUCGACUCCAGCUUCAGACAAGCGAGGGAACAGCUGAGGCGAUCCAGACACAGCAGGACGUUCCUGGUGGAGAGUGGGACCGGAGAGCUGUGGUCAGAGCUACAGACUGGUGACAGGUAUGUCGUUGCAGACUGUGGAGGAGGGACAGUUGACCUGACAGUCCAUCAGAUCGAGCAGCCACAGGGGACUCUUAAAGAGCUUUACAAAGCAUCAGGCGGUCCGUAUGGUGCUGUUGGGGUGGACCUGGCCUUCGAAGCCAUGCUGUGCCAGAUCUUUGGCGAGGACUUCAUCCAGAGUUUCAAAGCCAAGCGGCCAGCGGCCUGGGUGGACCUCACCAUCGCAUUCGAGGCGAGGAAACGGACGGCGGCGCCGGGCAGGGCCAAUGCCCUCAACAUCUCCCUGCCCUUCUCUUUCAUCGACUACUACAAGAGACACAGGGGGCAAAGUGUGGAGGCCGCCCUGAGGAGGAGCAACAUGAACAUAGUGAAGUGGUCGUCCCAGGGAAUGCUGCGGCUGACACAGGAAGCCAUGAACGAGCUCUUCCAGCCGACCAUCAUCAAUAUUGUCAAACACAUUGAGGAACUGAUGGUAAAGCCGGAGGUGCGUGGUGUACGUUUCCUCUUCCUGGUUGGUGGUUUUGCGGAGUCGCCCAUGCUGCAGAAAGCAGUCCAGAGAGCAUUGGGGCGGACAUGUCGCAUCAUCAUCCCCCAUGACGUUGGACUGACCAUACUGAAGGGUGCUGUUCUCUUUGGACUGGAUCCCACUGUGGUCAGAGUGCGUCGAUGUCCCCUGACCUACGGUGUUGGCGUCUUGAACCGGUUCGUUGAGGGACGCCACCCUCGUGACAAACUCCUCAUCAAGGAAGGCCGCGAGUGGUGCACCGACAUCCUUGACCGCUUCGUCUCUGUCGACCAGUCGGUGGCUCUGGGGGAGGUCGUGAAACGGAGCUACACGCCAGCUCGUCUGGGCCAACGGAAGAUCAUUAUCAACAUAUACUGCAGCACGACGGACGACGUCACAUACAUCUCUGAUCCUGGAGUCAGGAAGUGCGGGACAAUAACUUUAGACCUGCCAGAACCUUUACCACUACCAGGAGCAGUGGGAGGAGCAGGAGCAGGAGGAGGUCCAGAGAGAAGAGAGAUCAGAGCGACCAUGCAGUUUGGAGACACGGAGAUCAAAGUCACAGCUGUUGACGUCAUGUCUAACCGCUCUGUCCGGGCUUCCAUAGACUUCCUGUCUAACUAAGGAGGAGCAGGAAGGCGAGACAAGGAUUGGAAAACACAGAAAUAACUGAUUUUAGGGACGAUAAUUUUAGAAAAAGCGGUACUUUGGGAGUGGGCGUCGUGUUUUUUUUAGAAAGAACAGGAACUCACAUCUGUGAUUUCGAUAUUUAGACUUUAAAUGUACUCUUAGAGUAGAAACAAGAUCAUGAGAUGAACUUUUUCUCCAGCCUUCACAUGUUCAUACUGAAGGGCAGAGUGCCCUGUCUGCACAGAAAAGAAGACAUCAAUUUGUCAGCCUUCUGGAUUCAUUAAAGAGUUCGCCGGGUCACACCAUAUGGUGCUGUCACAGGCAUUUCCGGCCCAGAAAAUAUUCAGCGGAGCACUUGUGUGAACUCUGGUGGCUGAGUACACGUCCCUGCUACAACAGAUAACUUCUAAUAAUUCAAAAUGUAUUUAGACAAUUUGAUUGUUACCUAGAAAGACUUUACAUAAUGCAUUAUAUGUACUACCUAGAGGUAAACUCAUCUUAAUUGCUCAAUAUGAAGUCUUGUUUUUCCCUUCUUAUACUGAAUUACACAGGAAUAUCUCACAAGUACUUGUCUGAUACCUCAUUUAAAUUCCAUUUUACUAUCUAUAUAUUGUUACAACUACCUGGACUGCAGCUUUGUUUCUUUAGUGUGACUGUGAUUGUGCAUUACCAAGUGGUGAAAAAGGCAGAACUACAAGCUGAAAAUCAUCUCAGACGAUAAAAGCUGUCGGUAUGCAUCAAAACACACGAGGAAGGACUGUGGCACUGUUGCUGAAUUUGCAUGUUUCCUAUAAAGUACGUCAUGUAGUGUUUUACAGUUCAGUUUUUUUUUUCCUCUUUUGCAAAUCAGGAAGAGCUGUAUCCGUGUAUGCUCCAGAUUAUUCCUCACAUGCAUGCAAAAAUGGGAAAUUCAAACCAAACUUAUGUGAUGGGAGCCUGAGCGGAAACUAAGCUUUCAUGUUUAAUGUCUCAACUCAAGGUGCACUUACUAGCCUUUGGUGGUGCUUUCAACCACAUCUCUUUACUACAUGUUACCAUAUGUUUAAACAUGACUGAAGAGCCAUGUAACAGGUAUCACUAUGGCAACUACACCUGAGGAAGACGGGUUGAAUGCAGUUGAAAGCUCUGGAAUAAAAUACCAUGAGUUCUAUUUUUAAUGUAAUCUUAUUAAAGUUUAUAUAUAUAAAAUAAACUUUAGUCCUGCAUAAAGAAAAGUUUAAAGCCAGUAUUUUUUUUGCAUAUGCUGUAAUUAACUGUUUAUGUUAAUGUAACAAAAACAUUAAGAACCAUGUGUGCGACGUCUUGACAGUUUUUUUCCAGCGUGUUUUCUCUCUAACUGUGCAGGUUGUACGAUGAUAUAACAAAGAAUCUUCCUGACUGUACCCUAAUUUUAAGUCAUCCAUGUAAUACGUUAUGUAUUACUUUAAAAUAAAAUAUUACUUCUAACAUACGUUUUACUUAGACCACUUCUUUAAUGCAGUACACCUGCCGCUGAUAUACACUGAUGCACUAUCAGGAAACUCACCCAUGACCAGAUGUUUCAAAUACCACACAUAUGAACAGUCAACAGUACGAUUCCAGCUGUGAAUUUAUUGAUAAGAAUGGUCCAAUAAAUAGUUUUACACAGCGUAACCAGUGAAUGGUUCAGAACUGCUCGAUAUCAGUGCUUUAACUUUGCGUGUUACACAUCAGUUUGCCACAUAACACAAAACCAGAUUCGAAAUUGCGGAGGAGCUUUGAGGUCGGAGAGGAACGGUUAACUUUGAGGAGACAGGAGUGUGUUUGAUUUGAAAGCAAAAGGGGGAACUGUUUGCAUUUUGCUUGUAUUUAAUAUUGUCUCGGUUAAAUGGCUACACGUAGAAGAUGCGGUACUUGAAAUGUUAAACAGACGUUACCAAAUCAAAGUUUCAUUAA
Messenger RNA from Larimichthys crocea (large yellow croaker), 4524 nucleotides. Its product is annotated as heat shock protein 12B. The transcript has 14 exons. The record is from RefSeq and is a predicted model, not a curated record. NCBI's taxonomy places the organism in Eukaryota, Metazoa, Chordata, Actinopteri, Sciaenidae. Bases 541 to 2604 code for a protein of 687 amino acids.